Molecule: messenger RNA, 2930 nt
Organism: Chiloscyllium plagiosum (whitespotted bambooshark)
Lineage: Eukaryota; Metazoa; Chordata; Chondrichthyes; Orectolobiformes; Hemiscylliidae
Product: amine oxidase [copper-containing] 3-like
Biological process (GO): amine metabolic process
Cellular component (GO): plasma membrane
Molecular function (GO): quinone binding; copper ion binding; primary methylamine oxidase activity
Source: RefSeq, a predicted model, not a curated record
CUGUAAAACAUCUGGAUGUUGUUACUCCUGAGCUAAACAGGGGAAAAGCUGUUUCCCUGGUUCGCCAUGAAUUUGAAGAUUUUGUUCGCUAUUUUGGCGGUGGCUCUGGUCGCAAUUAUAGCCCUGAAUUGGAUCUUAAUAGUGGGCUUUGCAAAAUCGGCAACUUGUGAGUACACCAAGUUUAUAGAUGUGCUGGAGGAGAUGCAUGGGGAGUCGUUUCAGAGUCUGGUAUUUCAAGAUCUGGACAGUGAGGAGCUAACCAGCGUGGUGCAGUACCUGAGGCAGAAGAUUACAGUGAAGCUGGUGAACUGCAGUGAAGCCCUUCCAUCAGACAAUUACAUCUACAUGAUCGAACUGCACCUCCCCCCGAAAAGUGAGGUCUUAAAAUUUUUGGACAAGCAAGAACCCCAGCCGAGGAGAGAAGCCAGAGCGGUGGUGGUAUUUGGAGCUCAGAGUGAGCCUAAUAUCACGGAGUAUGUGGUGGGACCCCUUCCUUAUCCAACCUACCACAAAGACAUUUCUUCCCAGAAAUACCAGAACCUGAGUUUUCAUGCCAGACCUGUGACAGGCUUCGAAUAUAAAACCAUCAUUUCAAGAAUGGGAUUGGAAAAGGCCUCUCGGGUUAUUCGGGAAAGUUUUGGCUUAGACUGGGAAACGCUGAUCUACAUGGACUCUGCUCCUCGCGGUUUCAAAGCAGGGGACCGGGAAACCUGGUUCCCAUUCUUGAGAAACAUGAGCGGCCUCUUUAUGCACCCAGUGGGCUUUGAGGUGCUCAUAGACCACAGCAGCACCAAUCCCUCCCAGUGGAAGGUGAAGCAGGUCUUUUACAAUGGCCAGUACUUUGACAGCAUUGAGGAAUUGGUUGCUCAGUAUGACCGCGGCACCGUGAGGAAAAUCCGUCUGCACCGAGAUCAAUCCGAUUCGGACUAUGCCUCGCUGAAACCCCACGUCCAACAUAAAUCUGUCUCCCCUUUGCAAUAUGAGCCCCAGGGCCGCCGUUACAAUGUACUCUACAACCAUGUGAGAUACUUCAAUUGGCAAUUUGCUUUCCGCCACAGCACUGUCAAUGGGCUGCAGUUGUUCAAUAUCCAAUUCAGGGAGGAAAGAAUCGCCUAUGAAUUGAGUGUAGAGGAGCUCAACUCUGUGUAUGGAGGUGACUCGCCCUCCUUAAUGAGGACCAAGUUUCUCGACGUCAAUUAUGGAAUUGGCAAAUCUGUCAAUGAACUGGUGAGAGGGGUGGACUGUCCGUACGGUGCAACCUUUGUAGACACUGUUCACUUCUCAGAGAGUGAGAACCCAAGGCGGGUCAAGAACUCCAUCUGUAUCUUUGAACAGAAUAAACAAUUGCCCCUCAGGCGGCACUAUUUCAGCUGGAACACACCUCCCUCUUACGGGGGAGUGGCCGACUGUGUGCUGAUCAUAAGGUCAACCUCCACCGUGGCCAACUAUGAUUAUAUCUUCGAUUACAUAUUCCACCACAACGGUGUGAUUGAGACCAAGGUCCAUCCCUCAGGAUAUGCACUGACCACAUUUCUUUAUGAGGGCGGUCUUCUGUACGGAGCAAAACUUGAAGAGAACGUUUUGGGGAAUAUUCACACUCAUUUCUUGCAUUUCAAGGUGGAUCUGGAUGUAGCAGGAACAAGUAACUCUAUUGAAACAAAGGAUGUGGAAUAUGAGCUCAAAUCAGUCCCAUGGAAAAAUGAUCAGAAGGUAUAUGUAGCCACUGUGAAAAAGCAGAUAUUAGAGACAGAAAACCAGGCUGCUUUCAGAGCCGGGACAAAAAUGCCUAGAUAUCUGAAUUUUGUAAAUCAAGAUCGUACAAAUAACUGGAACCAUUAUCGUGGUUACAGGAUUCAAGUGGUGAGCUUCAAUCCUGACAGUGUACCUGAAGAAAUUCCAGAAGAAAAAGCUAUUUCCUGGCAAAGGUACCAGUUGGCAGUGACAAAGUACAAAGAAAGGGAACAAAGAAGCAGCAGCAUUUACAAUCAGAAUAACCCUUGGAAUCCUGCUGUUUAUUUUGCUGGCUUUAUUGAUAAUGAAAGUAUUCAAAAUGAGGAUCUGGUAGCUUGGAUUACAGCAGGCUUUCUCCACAUUCCCCACUCAGAGGAUGUUCCAAAUACCGCCACAGCUGGAAAUGGUGUUGGCUAUUAUUUAAAGCCAGUAAACUACUUUCAGACUGAUCCAUCUAUUAGUGCCGAAGAUGCUGUCUACAUUGAUCCUUCUCCGGGUGUGGAAGGAUGCGAGAACAACCCUGUAGCAUGUACACCAGAGUAUGCUACCUGUAUUCCCCAUUUCCCAGAUUUUACCUAUGGAACAGACUGAAAAUAGUAGCUGUUAAUAAUUAACAGGAUGUAAUUAGAUUGAAAAGAGAAGUUAAUCAUGACCAUCAUUCCCUCUAAUUUUCUUUCCACCUGCACUGGACUCCAAGGACCGUGUACAGCAGAAACAUCAGGUACCUAAGUCAAUGCUGUGAUCAGUGUACCAAUGCCGCUUGCCAUGCAUGGAACACUGGAAAUGUUGCACACAUCCAAUUGUACAGCUUAGAGGGAACAUUGCUCAUGACUAACCAUCACUUUCAAUGAAACUCUAUUGUUUCUUAGCGAGUAAAUCAUUUAAAUAGACCCCUUAUGAUCCACUUGCAGUUUCUCCAGUUCUACUAAUCACAUUGGGGUUGAUAGACAUUAUGUACAAGCUGUUGUUUUCUUAUAUGGUGGUUAGUAGUCCCAGUAAUUCAAUGUCAAAUAAUGAAGGAGAGUACAGAAUGGGCUGCUCAAAUUUCUGCACUUGAUACUGACCUUGUGUGCUGGCCAAGCUUCUUUAUUCACCAAACUUUAAUGGACAAGAAAUCCUGCCGAAGACAUACAGGUCCUUGGCCUCCUCCACCGCUGUUCCCACACCACCCGACGCCUGAAGGAAGAACGCCUCAUCUU